AUGGCAUUCACGUCCCUUAUCUGGGAGAGAGUGGGAGCAGAGACAGUCUUCAAGGAACGAAGUGGGGGAUGGGAUGGAAGGCUGUGCCUCUGGAAUCUUCAAAAGCGCUCCUUUCAAAACACCUUCUCCAACCUGCCUGGGGAUAACGAGCCUAUCCUGGAUGUGGCCUGUUCCCAAAAUAGCCCACACAGCCCUGCUCCUGAAAGGAGGGAAUUUGCCUUCUCUACCAGCACUGGAGUUUUCAUCUGCGCUUUCAAUUUUCAUUGUGCUGACCUGGAGCUCCUGGCUGAACUCUGCGAGCACAAAACCACAGUCCUAGCCCUGGCAUGGCACCCACAACAAAACAAAUGGGUAACUGGGGCUGAAGAUGGCACCAUUCAACUCUGGAGUGAAGAUGGUGGAUGUUGUGUGCGAGACAUGAAAGCCCCUAGAAGAAUCACUUGUAUUUGCAUUGACCAGAUCAAUGGAUGUAUCAUUGCAGGAGACCAUGAUACUAUCAGGAUUUAUGACCCAAACUCUGGAGCACUAGUGCAAAGUUACACAGGACAUCAAGAUUCUAUCAAGGGUCUCAUCCAUGUCCCAGAAAUGAAGCAGUAUGUGUCAGUUUCACUGGAUGGCACAGCUCGCAUAUGGAAGGCCUACCAUCAAGGGGGAUAGUCCAAGUCCCAGUCAACUGGCAACUUUAUUAUUAUCCUACAUACCAUCUAGAAUCCGGAUUCUGUCAAACUUUUAUUAUGACCUUUGGGCCAGAGAACACAACAAUAAAAAAACAUAAACCUGUCAUUACUGAUAAAACUUUAAAAAAAUAAAAUGAAAUGUACGUAAGACAAUUAUAAUAGCUGUACUACAGAUGGCAGUGGCAAUCAUCGAAAUUUGUGCUAAACUUCAAUCUUAGGUAGGAUACAGUAGAUACAACGAAUGGUAGCACAAAGCCAGGCUAGAAAGAUAUAGCAUGAUCCUGGUCAGUUAGAAACAGUGACCAGAGAGACAUCGUGCUCUCUACCAUGGUACGGUAGUUCCUUAAAAUGAGAUGAAUGUAUGUCUUCCUAGAUUCUCUAUGUAAAAAGCAACAGAGAAGCACAGAUUCCACAGAGCUAUCUCCACAUGGGUAUAAGCAUUGCUGAAAAGGGAUGUUUUUAUACACCCCACCACUACCCAAGACUGCAGAGAGUAGUGAAAUCAACCUGGCCAAGGUAAAAAGCUCAAUUAAAUUUCAGAAUUAGAAUUGAAAAGAGAUAAGAUGAUGGCACAUGCACAUUUGAGAGGAAUACAUUAACUAUAGAGUGGGAUACUAGACUUAAACUGGUUUGAAAAUCAAUGUCUCAGAUAUGUUGUUUAAGAUGACUCCCGGCAUUUUUAAAUACUAAUGGACAGAGACUUUACAAAGAGUCCUGAGGACUAGAGUUUGCUAUUAGUUGUUGCUAGCCAGGCUGAUUUAAAAUAAUGUUUAGAGCACCACUGGAACCAGACCCACAGGAUAAGAAAAUCAAUUUCAACAGAAAUCAAGGAGACAGAACCAGGCU
This is a messenger RNA of Protobothrops mucrosquamatus (brown spotted pit viper), 1523 nucleotides long. RefSeq lists its product as uncharacterized. Gene Ontology annotation, biological process: ribosomal large subunit assembly. The record is from RefSeq and is a predicted model, not a curated record. Gene Ontology annotation, molecular function: protein binding. Lineage: Eukaryota; Metazoa; Chordata; Lepidosauria; Squamata; Viperidae. Gene Ontology annotation, cellular component: nucleolus. The coding region runs from base 1 to 657 and encodes 218 amino acids. The transcript has 7 exons.